CCUUCCUUCCUUCCUUCCUUCCUCUCCUCCUCACGAGAGCCCACACACCCAUGUACCCUUCACGUCAGCCUCAGAGGCCUCCGUUCAUGGCCCAAGGAGGCCUCACACGCUACUGCUCUGCUCCAGGUUCUCUAUUAGCCAGCGCCGUCAAUUCAGUAAUCGGUGGCGACAGUGGUGCUGAGCAAGAAUUCUUGGCCGUGGGAUCGGAAUCCAUGAUGAGUCGGUGCUUUACCGCCGAUUCAUCAUCUCUGACAUUAGAAUCAAGCUGCAAGGCCAACGUCUCAUCUGAUCUUCAAGGAAGUAACGAAAGAGUUGGCGGCGCCACCAGCUCCCCCGCUGGUCUUGAGAGAUCCUACGGUUUGAACGAGAUAGCUAUUGGCGACUUCGCAGUGGCUAGUAAUCUAAGAGGUAGUGGCGGUGGUGGACCCUCGUCGCUUACUAGACAUAGCAGCUCCCCUGCCGGAUUCCUCGACCAUCUCUUGGUCGAUAAUAACGGUUUUUCUAUUACAAGGGGAAUGGGAAGCUAUAAUUCCCAAGGAAAUGGAAACUUGAAGUCUCAGUUGAGCUUCACAAGUAGGCAAGAUUCCCUUUCUCAAAUCUCUGAGGUUAGUGAGAGCUUUCCUGUUGGAUCUUGGGAUGACACAAAUUCAAUCAUCUUUUCAAAUCCGUCGUCAAUCAAACGAGCCAAAAUCGUCGACGGUGACAUUGUCACUGGCCUCAAUGAAAUAGACACUCGGUUUAACUUAACAAGUGCAUCACUAGAGAUGAAUAGUGUAGAGAAGCUCCUACAAUUGAAUCAAGAUUCUAUCCCUUGCAAAAUCCGUGCUAAGCGUGGCUGUGCAACUCACCCACGAAGCAUUGCUGAAAGGGAGAGGAGGACUAGAAUAAGUGAAAAAUUGAAGAAACUGCAAGAGCUUGUACCUAACAUGGACAAGCAAACAAAUACUGCAGACAUGUUGGAUUUGGCAGUGCAUCAUAUCAAAAGACUUCAGAGCCAAGUUCAGAAACUCAACCAUGAUCUUGAAAACUGCACUUGUGGAUGUAAGGUAGAAAAGUAACAUUUU
Telopea speciosissima is the source of this 1064-nucleotide messenger RNA. RefSeq names its product transcription factor bHLH128-like. Gene Ontology annotation, cellular component: nucleus. Gene Ontology annotation, biological process: regulation of transcription by RNA polymerase II. The transcript is spliced from 6 exons. Gene Ontology annotation, molecular function: RNA polymerase II cis-regulatory region sequence-specific DNA binding; protein dimerization activity; DNA-binding transcription factor activity, RNA polymerase II-specific. Lineage: Eukaryota; Viridiplantae; Streptophyta; Magnoliopsida; Proteales; Proteaceae. The coding region runs from base 51 to 1058 and encodes 335 amino acids. The record is from RefSeq and is a predicted model, not a curated record.